GCUUCCUCAGAAAGCUGCCCCAUUAAAAAAUAUUCUUGCAACUUACCCUCUUGAGUUAGUGUGCAUAGAUUAUUUGUCUAUUGAACCUGACAGUCGAGACACUAGAAAUGUGUUAGUGAUUACUGACCAUUUUACAAAGUUUGCAGUCGCAGUACCGACAAAAGAUCAAAAGGCAAAGACAAUAGCCAAGGCUCUGUGGGAUCACCUCAUCAUCCCUUAUGGAAUCCCUAGUCGUCUGCUAAGUGACCAAGGCAGAGAUUUCGAGUCUAAGCUUAUAAAGGAGCUCUGCGUAUUGAUUGGGACAAGUAAGAUACGCACCACUCCCUACCAUCCCCGAGGAAACCCGGUGGAGCGGUACAAUCGGACUCUUCUAGACAUGUUGGGCACAUUGGAAGACAAAGACAAGUAUCACUGGAGAGACUUUGUUAGGCCAUUAACACAUGCCUAUAACUGUACAAAAAACGACACAACAGGGUAUUCCCCGUAUGAACUCAUGUUUGGCAGGCAGCCAAGGUUGCCCAUCGAUCUCAUCCUUGGAACUCACCCUGGCAAACCUAGUCCGACGUCAUACUCUAACUACGUUAAAACCCUUCGGCAAAACCUUUCAGAGAGUUACGCCCUUGCCAUUGAACAUUCUAAGAAAAUGAGUGACAAAAACAAGGUGCGUUUUGAUAAAAAGAUCAAAGCUGCUGAAUUGUUUUCAGGCGAUAAAGUUUUAGUACGAAACGUCAACAUCAGAGGGAAGCACAAACUUGCUAACCGUUGGGAACAAAACAUCUAUGUUGUCGUUAAACGGAUCAAAGACAGUCCGGUUUACGUAGUCAGACCAGGAAAUGGAGAUGGCCCGAACCGUACAUUGCACAGAGAUUUGCUUCUCCCCUGCGGUUUCUUACCUGUUGAGGACCAUGCAGGACCAGACAUUCCACCUGGUAAUCAAAGGAAAACAAGAACCAGGAGUAAAGUGAACAAGGCAGAACCAAGUGACCAGGAUGGAGAGUGCAGUAUGGAUGAAAUGAGUGAUGAGGAGGACUUCAGUUUCACUAGAUGGGAGCCGGAAAUCGUUACAAGAGGGCCUUAUGUUCAAACUGGAGGAAAUCCUCCAAGUGCCACCUCAUCUGUUGAUGUUAUUCCACAAAACUCCUUGCCGAAUGCAAAUGCGUGUCCUUCACCUGAAGUGCCUAAUACACGUGGUUCUGAUUCUGGUCAUUUAGACGUCAGCUCCUCAGACCAUGUUAUUAUCGACAUGUCCGAAACUGACCUUGAACCUACCUUGAUUGACACAGACCUCACUUCAGAAAUUGUUGGCGGUACAGACAAUGUUGUUAGUGCUGAAACUAGUGCUACAGAGCCAGUAAGUUUGAGACGUUCGGAAAGAGAACGACGCCCACCUCAGAAGUUGACCUAUGAUGAGUUAGGAGAGCCACUGACUUUGGCCAUUAGCUCAUUUUUUCAAGCGUUGAGUUGCAUUCUCCAAAUGUCACCACAAAAGGGUUCCAGUUGGGUUGAUGUGCAUGAAGGGACUCAUGCGGUCUAGAGGGGGAGGAUGUAACCCAUGGUUAUUUUGUCAGUAUAUAUAUGUAUUUUUUUUUUUAUUUUUCCUAAAUUGCUUGGAAAAAAACAUGUUUUUGUUGAGUGCUGGGUUUUCCCACGGCACUGUGAAUGCAACGCACCUGUUUAGAAGCGUGUCACGGAGCUCCUCCCUGCUCAGAGCUAGCGCGUUUUUCUUUCACGGCGUUUGUCUGCACGGAGCAAGGCAAGAGAUGUUGUGGGAGUUCGGUCGUAUAACUCGUUAAGACAACAGAGUGCUUCUGUUGAAGAAUAUCCUGGCUGGUUUUUUGACACGGCUGCAGAACCUGCUGUUACUGCCUGAGUGUUUUUUUUCUGUGGACUGGACUAGAAGCCACCGGAGGCGUUGAUGCAGGACGUUCCAUAUGUGAAGGCCACCUGGUUCCUUGGAGGGUGGUAGGAUAGAAAAGGAUUUCUCAUCUUGUUCUGUGGAUCCCUACUUUUUUUUUGAGAUCUCAAACAAUUUUUUGUUGCUACUUUCAUUGGGUCAGAUCUGACACCAAACAAAAAAACAAAAAAACAUUUUGAUGCAUCAGAGUUACUGGAGUUCAAUUUAAAUACCAACCCAAGGAAAAGUGACGGACGGUGCACUUGGCUAAAAUGGACUGCCUUAUUUAGGGUACCUGUGGACACUUGUAUAGGAUGGUAUUGCUAUGAAAGAAAUGUGAAAAGUGAACAAACUGAAUUUAAGUUGUCUGUGCAAUUUUCGAUUUUUAUGGAAAUUGUUAAUAUUCUUUUGGCAUAUAAAUGUUUUGAGUUACUCAGUUAA
Fundulus heteroclitus (mummichog) is the source of this 2335-nucleotide messenger RNA. RefSeq lists its product as uncharacterized. Bases 377 to 1534 code for a protein of 385 amino acids. Lineage: Eukaryota; Metazoa; Chordata; Actinopteri; Cyprinodontiformes; Fundulidae. Gene Ontology annotation, molecular function: nucleic acid binding. The record is from RefSeq and is a predicted model, not a curated record. The transcript has 2 exons.